ACUCGGUUAGGAGCAACGAAGAGCAAGCAGAUGGCAAGCAGAGACCCCUCUACUCAGGGCUUAAAGGUCAAGUUUUUGAUCAAUAUACCUUUGAAGGUGGAUUCGGAGGAUGAGGCACAGAAAAUGUGUCGUUAUCUACUCGAUGCUCUAAUUGAAGGCUUUACAGAAGAGGAUAGGAAAUUUAUGAGGGAUGGGAAUGGCAGACAGGUGCUGGAAGACGUAGCCGUGAUUUUUGGCAUGAACAGAAAACACACCCCAGAGCUAGUUCAAGAUCUGGACGAUCUCGAGAGAUUCAGGUACGAUUGUAAAAUCAGGUAUUCUAUAAUCACGUACACUUGGGGAAGCGGUGGAACAAUAGCAAGUGAAGUGCCUGAUAAAACCAUACCAUACCAGGAUAUUCGAGAGUAUCUGAAAAGCCACGCUGCUACAACAAAUCUUGUGCGGGAGUUGAGGGGAAACGAUAGAAGUUGUCUGGUUUACUUCAGUUUUGUUGAUAGCGACACUUUCAGCUUCAACUCCAUCUACAGUGAAUACUUGCAAAUUGUGAGAAAGGAGCUGAAAAACGAUCCGCCCAUCCCACCCACCGUCAUGUCGACCGGUUACGAGUUCACCCACGAGCAAGAACAUCACAUUGCAGGUGACUUGGACCGCCAGAUUCGUACAGCCUUAGCAGAGGUCAAUGCUCUCUUCGUGUAUUACCCAGAACCCAACUUCUGCGUUCUAGUGGAGGAGGAAAAGGACACCAUAGAGGAGAGUUUUAUAAUCAAGAAAAACAGGGGCAAAAAUGAUUACAAAAUGGAGUCAUGCAUUCUGAUCAGGCAGGUCAAGGAACGCGUCAAUUUUAAAGCUAUGUUUGGAAAAGGAAAGCCCAUCAUCAUCGUUGCACCAGAAAGAUUUAAGCUAAGUAAAGAUGGUCUAAUCCUAAAAGGCCUGAUCAUCAACCAGUCAACUCUGAAUAAGAGGAAUUUGGCAUCUGGUGCAUACUGCAAUGGAUUGCUCAAAUGUAGGGAAACAUAUAAUGGGGUGGAUUUACCAAAUGACCCCAAAACGCAGUUAGGAGUAUAUUAUAAAAACUUAAAUUUUAUCAAGGACUUAUAUAAAUGUAGUGAUGAAAGGAGCUUUGAAGAGCUGAGUAAAAAAAAUCCAUUCAGCAUGGAUGGAGGAGACGCAACAGAGCUAGUCGAAGCUAUUAGACAAGCAAGAGAAUGCAGAAAGGUUUUUGAAGAACUCGAUAAAAACUUCUAAAAUCUUUAGAUUGAAAUCGGCUUCUUAUCUGUUUUUAGAUGGUGCACUCAUCUGAAUCAGGAAC
Messenger RNA from Sinocyclocheilus rhinocerous, 1309 nucleotides. RefSeq lists its product as uncharacterized. Lineage: Eukaryota; Metazoa; Chordata; Actinopteri; Cypriniformes; Cyprinidae. The record is from RefSeq and is a predicted model, not a curated record. The coding region runs from base 31 to 1245 and encodes 404 amino acids. The transcript is spliced from 3 exons.